Messenger RNA from Cadophora gregata, 423 nucleotides. RefSeq lists its product as uncharacterized. The transcript has 2 exons. NCBI's taxonomy places the organism in Eukaryota, Fungi, Ascomycota, Leotiomycetes, Helotiales, Ploettnerulaceae. The record is from RefSeq and is a predicted model, not a curated record. The coding region runs from base 1 to 423 and encodes 140 amino acids.
AUGUCCAUCCUAAAAUUCUACAAAGCUCUCAAGCCAAAAAUACAUCACCGAAAGCCACUCUCCAAGCUCAUCGCUUUCAAAGGAAUCGUUUUUCUGAACUUCAUCCAAAACCACUACACUUUCCACGAUCUCAGCAUUGGUAUUCCAAAUCUUCUACUGAGUCUCGAGAUGGUCGUUUUCUCACUCCUCUUCCUCUACAUUUACCGGACGGGGGAGUAUUGUCUCAAAAAAGGAGCUGCUACAGUGCCCCUUGGUCAUGGCGGAUAUCAUGGUGGCUUUCUUGGGGUAGGAGCAUAUGUAGAGGCUCUGAAUAUAUCCGACGUCCUGCGAGGAAUUGCUGGCGUACCUGCCGCUUUCCGUAAUCGGAGGAGUGAAGGAAAGAAUCAGGACUACUGGCCUACUGAAUCGCUGGUAAGAUAUUGA